Nelumbo nucifera (sacred lotus) is the source of this 2614-nucleotide messenger RNA. It is a transcript of the gene WIP2, whose product is annotated as WPP domain interacting protein 2. The record is from RefSeq and is a predicted model, not a curated record. Lineage: Eukaryota; Viridiplantae; Streptophyta; Magnoliopsida; Proteales; Nelumbonaceae.
CAAUAAUUUCCGGCUUUAAAGCUGCAAAUCCUACCAAGGCUCAGGGUUUCUACCACCGUCAGAUUCCCUGAUUCAGCUUCCCCUGUUUAUCAUCUUCAACUUCAUGAUCCUUGCUUCCUAGGUAAAAUUAAAGAUUUGGAGACCAGGGUUUGGAUGGUGGAGAAAGGAGAUGAUUCCUAAUCUGAAUAAUUGGAUAGAGGAGCAGAGGAAGGAAACAUGACGAAAUUAUGAGCGGAAAUUGGGAUUUAUUGGGCAAUUCUUUUGAAGACCGAGUGAUUUGGCUUGGGCAGUAGUUAAGCGUUUCCUCUGUAUGUUAGAUUUAGUGAUGGAUUUAUUGGAAGAUCAGUGUUCAGAAUCUGUAGUUGCAACGAAGGAGGAAGAAACCUCGGAAAAGGUGACCCAUUUGGAUGAAACUAAGGUGACCCAUUUGGAUGAAACUAAGGUAGAGAGUAAUGGGCCUUGUGUUAAUGAGAUUGUGAAUUCCGGAGAACAUGUGGAGAUUAAAAAGUUGGAUGAAGCAAAUGGGAAAGGAGUUGAAACUGAUAUAGGAGUAGAGAUUCCUUCUAACACAAAUGAGUCUCCUGGAGUUGUCGAGGAAACACCGCUUUCAAAGGCAAAUGAGUCUUCUGAGCUUCUUGGGGAGACACCACUUCUUAAAACAAAUCAAUCUCAUGCCUCUACUCCGCCUUCAGAGACGAAUCAGUCUCCUGGAGUUCCUGGGGGGACAUCUCCGACAACGAAAGGGUUUGGGUUGAAGAAAUGGAGGAGGAUUAGGAGAGACCUUUCAAAGGAUGCAGGUAGUGGUUUUGAUUCGAACAGGAUCUUGAAAAGGGGUCUGUCUAAUGCUGUAGAGCCUGGGCGCUCACUAGAUCUGUCUGCGGAGAUCAAAGAGAAGAGUGAAGCUUCUGUUGCAUCUGUGAAUUCAUCAGUGCAGAGCCCUUCUGUUCCCAUUGUUUUUGCUGCCAAAGGCUCAACUUCAGAUUCUAGGUUGGCAAUGGGGGCUGGUUUUCCUGUUGGUACGGAUUCUGAGAAUAGUGAGGAUAGGAGCAGCAAGUCCUCCACAGCAACAAGCGUUCCUAAAUUGAGGUAUGAUGUGUCUGUAGGAAUGGGAUCCGUGAGAGAUAAGAACAAGGUGAAAAAUUUGGGUGGAAAGAGUUUAGGUAAUGCAGUUCAAAGGUCUCAACAAGGAAAAGGUAGGAUUGAUACCAGUAAGAAGCUUAGAGGAGAAAGGGUCAAAAUUGAAAAGGAGAAUUCAUUUUCUAGCUUGGAGUCUGACUCGAGAAACUACAAUGCAGUCCUUUUGCAGAUGGGUAGUUCUUCUGUUGUUAGUAAUGGAAGACAGAGUGAGAUAUCUUCAAAUUGUGGCAUAGAGAAUAGGGAUGAUACUCAUGUAAGUGACCCACAAUCUAGUGAAGAAGUUCAAACUGGUUACUGCAAAGAAAAUGGGAAAGAAGUUGAAGAUGUUUCACAAGAUGAUGUAGCCGCUGAUGUGUCAUCAGAGGUGAAGGAAGAAGAAGCUGAUAAUCACAGGUCCACAGUGGAUCAGGAUCCUUUGAUUCAGUCAGUGUUUGCACUUCAGCAUCUGCAGGAAAUUCUUGAAGGAGAACUUAAAAAAUUUGGAGAGAUUGGGCUGGUAUCUGUUUCAGUGCCUGAUGUCCCUGUUAUUGUUCAUAAUAUGCCUAUGGAGUGUGGUUAUGCUGAUUCAAAAAUAAAUGAACCUGAUUCAGCUGGGAAGUUAUGUAUGGAAGACAGCAGUUUGCCUCUGGAAACCCAGUUAACUAAAUUAAAACAAAAAGUGCAUAUUCAGGAGAGAGAACUCGAGGAGGCAAUGGCCACUAUCAAGGCUAAGGAAUGUAGGGUUAUUGAACUAGAAGCAAUUUUAAGUAGAAGUGAGUCACCCAGGGAAGGGUCAAGGAGGAGGAGAGACUUGGAGAUCGAGCUUGAGAAUCUGUUCAAGCAGAAAAUAGAAGCUGAAGUUGAGUACCUAGCUGUAAGCACAACAACCCAGAAGUUGAUAGUUGACACAGAGGAGCACAUCACACUCCUUGAAGAACAAAAAUCCCUGGCAGAGGAGCAAGCCGAGAUACUGCACAAACUAAGAGAUGCAGAAAGCAAGGCUGUAGUACUGAAGAGACAGGCAGAGGAGUUGGAGACUUGUUGUGAGGAGUUGGUAAGGACCGAAGAGGUGUUAAAGAUGCAGAACAGGGUAUGGAAUUUUACUUUGUGCGUUUUGGUGCAGUUGAUAUUGCUGUUUACAGCAUUUGGGCUUUUCCUCUUGCGGCUAUUCCCACAUUAUGGUGGGUUUGUACCUACCUAAGUCUAAGAAGAGGAAUGCCAAUGGUUUGUGGUAUUCGUCAUCAUCUGACAACAAAUCAGGUCGUAGAACUCUCAUAAACUCUGUGCUAUUUUUUUACUAGAGAUUUACACACGGAAUUUUCAUGUUGUUGUGAUGUUUUUAUCCUCUUGUCAUUUAUAGCUCAUUGUUUUCCCGGUUCUUCCUCAUUAUGAAUGCCAUAUUAGAUAGUACAGUUUCUAUUGGCCAAGACGAGGAGAGCGAGAAAUGAUUAGUUGAUUUCUCAUUUGUUGGGUUGUUAUAUUACAAGGAAUAUGUGAA